AUGUCGCAGUCCAAGAUGUCUGCAGCCGCUGUGGCCGGCCUGGUGGUCCUCCAUGCAGGUCUCAGCUUCGUGGUGCCUCGUGGUCCUGCAACCGCACCUAGGAUGUCCCCGGGCGUUGUGCCUGAGAUGGACCUUGCUGGCGGCUACAGCGGCUACAGCAUGGGUGCCGCUGUCGCAGUGUUAGCUGCGGGUGCAUUGGUUGCAGGAGCUCGUUCAUUGGUGGCCAGGAAAGCCUUGCAUGGCAUCAAGUUCAGUUACUCGCUUCAAAAGGACGCCUAUGCCGACCUGGAGUUCUUGAACGAUGUGGGCUACUUGCCAGAUGGCACACCAAUGAACAGGGCCGGCAACGCUGUCAACCACCCGGAGACCAUUGGACCAGAUCCUCACACUCCUGGCUCUCCUUUGCCAAGGGCUGAAUUCGUCAACUCCAUUGGCUACCUCCCAGAUGGCACUGCAAUGAACGCAGCAGGCAAUGCCUUGAACCAUCCGGAGACCAUGCAGCCGGACUUGCACACUCCUGGUUCCCCGUUGCCAACAUCCUACUACUAUGCCGACGUGGGUGACUUGUCUGUGAGGGACCCUGAGACGAAACUGCCAGGGGCGCCCCGAAGUCGAGUGCACUUUGGAGAUCACUCUGUGGCCUCGGAAGCCUCGGAAGGCUCCAAGUUGUCCUUUUGUGCAGGCUACUUGGUGGAUGGCACUGAUCUGAUGUGGGCUGGCAACAACUCUGUGAAGGCAGGUGCGCCAAUCCCUCCUGCACCAGCCUCGAGCCCUGCUCCGUCCAUGGCGGCCCCUGUGAUGGCUGGCGGUGUUGCUUCGGGCGGCAAUGUGAGCCAUCCCAUCGGCUUCCUGUAUGCCAUUCAGAAGGACGCCUAUGCGGACUUGACCUUCGGCAAUGAUGUCGGCUAUCUUCCUGAUGGCACUGCAAUGAACACCGCCGGCAACGCCGUCAACCACCCAGAGACCAUUGGACCAGAUCCUCACACCCCGGGCUCUCCCUUGCCCCGCGCGCUGUUCGUGAAUGAUGUGGGCUACUUGCCGGAUGGCACACCAUUGAACAGGGCCGGCAAUGCCAUCAACCACCCAGAGACCAUUGGACCUGACCCUCAUUCCCCUGGCUCCCCUCUGCCACCUUCGGCCUAUGCUGCGGACAUCGGAUAUUUGGUCGAUGGAACACCCUUGGAUGCGGCGGGCAACAACGCCAUCCACUGA
This is a messenger RNA of Cladocopium goreaui, 1212 nucleotides long. NCBI's taxonomy places the organism in Eukaryota, Dinophyceae, Suessiales, Symbiodiniaceae. The record is from the annotation of a GenBank genome assembly.